GGGACCUCCUGCUGCACGUCCCUGCCAUCGCUGGGGUUUCUGUUUUAUUUUCCUGGAGGGGAAAGGGGGGGGGAACCCAAGCCAACAUGGUCUCCCCAUGUCCUCUGUUCCCCUCUUCCCUCUUCCCCCUCCUUUCAUCUCAGUAGGAAUCGGCUCUUUCUUCCUCUGCCCAGAGCUUUGUCCUCCUCAGACUCAGACAAGACUCCAGGAAGGAAGCCAGGAUGGAUUACAGCUCACUCAGCGGGGUCCCGCGCUUCCUGACCCGGCCCAAGGCGUUUAUGGUGUCUGUAGGGAAGGAUGCCACCCUGAGCUGCCAGAUUGUUGGAAACCCCAUCCCAGUGGUGAGCUGGGAGAAGGAUAAACUUCCAGUCCAGUCAGGGGGAAGGUUUAAAACCACAGAGGAUGGGGAUUUGUAUCGGCUAACCAUCUACGACCUGAGCCUGGAGGACAGCGGUCAGUACAUCUGCCGGGCCAAGAACACCAUCGGGGAGGCGUUUGCUGCUGUCAGCAUCAAAGUGGGAGAGGAGACCACAGUCACAGAGUCAGCUCCUUAUUUCAUCCAGAAACCUUCCAACAUCAAAGUGACCUUGGGAGAAGAUGCCAUGUUCAAAUGCAAAGUCCAGGGCAGCCCUCCCCUCUCGGUGAACUGGGAGAAGGAUGGGAGAUACCUGAGGAACAAGGCAGAUGCUGGACGAGUCCAGAUCGAGUCUGCCGGGGAGUCCAACGCUCUCACCAUCCAGUGUGCCCAGCUGGGGGACAGUGGCACCUACACCUGCCGGGCAGAGAACCUCAUCGGCUCCGCCAGCGCCUCGGCCGCGCUGGUGGUGGAAACGCACGGCUCCUCCAACCCAGGCAGCAGCAGCAACUUGGACAGCAGCUGUGGCAAGACGGCCUCCUUGCUGUCCCACCUGCAGAAGAGGCGGGAGGAGAUCAGGAAGAUGGACGUCUCCCAUGGGACUCUCGACUCAGCCUCUGCCCAAUCUUACUCCGCGGUAGAGGGGUUGUCCAGCAUCGGCUACAGCCUGUCCCGGGAUUAUGAGCGGGCAGCGGGACUGACCAAAGGGGCCCGCAACGCCACUUUUGGGGCGCUGACACGCGUGUGCAGCGUGACGGAGGGCAAGCACGCCAAGCUGAGCUGCUACGUGACGGGCGAACCCAAGCCCGUGAUUGUGUGGAAGAAGGACAACGAGGUCAUUUUGGAAGGACGGCGGCACGUCAUCUAUGAGGAUGACCAGGAGAACUUUGUGCUGAAGAUCCUCUUCUGCAAGCAGACGGACAAUGGGCUGUACACCUGCACGGCCUCCAACCUGGCGGGGCAGACCUACAGCUCCGUGCUCGUCACUGUCAAAGAACCCACCAUACCCUUCAAGGCAAAACUGAAGGAUCUUGAAGUGAGGGAGAAGGAAUCUGCCACCUUCCAGUGUGAAGUGCCCGUUCCUGGGACUGAGACAGCUUGGUUCAAGGAGGAGACCAAGCUCCAGCAGAGCAAGAAGUACAACAUCGAGGAGGAGGGCACCUACCGCCGGCUCACCGUCCAGAACGUCACCACGGACGACGAUGCUGUUUACAUCUGUGAGAUGAAGGAAGGGAGCAGGACCAUUGCAGAGCUGUCUGUCCAAGGGAACAUCAUCAAAAAACUUCCACGGAAAACUGCUGUCUUCAUCAACGACACAGCCACCUUCUGCGUGGAGCUGGACAACGACUGCCAGAACAUCCGGUGGCUGAAAAACAAAGAAGAAGUGAAACCCAGCGACCGAAUCUCCAUCACGCGCUCCGGCAAGCAGCACACCAUGACCAUCCGGGAGUGUAAGAUGGAAGAUGCUGGUGAGAUCGCCUUCCUGGCCGAUGAAAGCAGGACUUCCACCCAGUUCACUGUGACCACUCCCAAAAAACCUCCCACCCAACCCCCAACUGACCCUGUGAUGAAAAAUAAAACAGAAACCUCAGUGACACUGGCAUGGUCCCCUCCGAGGAUGGACCGGCCCAUUCCAGUCGACGGAUACAUCGUGGAGCGCAAGAAACUCACCGGCUUCACCUGGGUGAGGUGCCACGAGUCCCACGUCCCCGGCCCCGAGCUCACCGUGAGCAACCUGCCAGAAGAGGCUGACUACCAGUUCAGAGUGUCCGCAGUCAACGCCUACGGACAGAGCCCCUACCUGGAGUUCCCUGGGAGCUUGCACCUCGAACCUGUCCUGGCUGUGAAAAACCCCCUGACAACAGCUGAAGUUGCACCUGGAGGGGAUGCCCUGUUCACUGUUGAUCUGACCAAGACAUGUUCCGGCACUUGGUACCUGAAUGGCAAAGUCUUACAGGAAAGUGAGACCCACAUCAUUAACAGAACCCACACCACUCACACCCUGGUCAUAAAAAAUGUCACCAAGAAAGAUGAUGGGGCAGAAGUGAAAUUUGUUGCUAGUGACGUUGAGACCAGCACCAAGAUGAGAGUGAGAGGAGCUGCAGUGAGAUUCACCAACAAGACCAAAGACGUAGAAAAAGUCUCCACUCGGCUGAGGGAGGAAGCCAAACUCCAAGCUGAGCUUUCAGACACAGAGGCCACCGUGAAGUGGAUGAAAGAUGGGAAGGAGCUCAAGGCCAGUGAAAAAUACGAGUUCCAAAUUGUGGGGAAGAGGCACAUCCUGAAAAUCCGCAGCGCUGCCGAGGAGGACGCUGGAGUCUAUGAGUGUGUCUGUGAAGGGGAUAAAAUGCUCUACCAGCUCUCAGUGAAAGCACCUGCAAACUUCGUAAACAAAGAGAAAACUGGAGGAGUUGUCAAGGCCAUUGCUGGGAAACAGGCUGAGUUUGUGUCUGAGACCUCCGAGGCCAACAUCAUGGUGAAGUGGUACAAAAAUGGUAAGGAAAUCACAGCCAGCAAGAAAUUCACCAUGGAAGACAAAGGAAAACUGCACAAGCUUGUGGCUUCGUCUGUGACAAAAGAAGAUGAAGGAACUUACACCUGCAAAAUAGGGGAUGACACCCUUACAUUUGAUUUAAAAGUCUCAGAUGAAGCUGUUACUUUUGUCAACAAGCCCAAAACGACUCCAGAAGUAUCAGUCAGUCCUUCUGAAAGCCUGGAGCUGGUGUGUGAGGUGUCAGCUGCGGGCGGGGCCGUGGUGUGGAGGAAGGAUCAGACUGAGGUGAAGCAGGACCAGAGGACAACAAUCGUCUGCCAGGGGACACAACGCAAGCUCAUCAUCAAGAAGGUGACACAGCAAGACCAAGGCAGCUACACCUGUGAAACAAAGGAUGACAGAACAACAUUCCAAGUCAAAGUCAGAGAGACAGAGGUUGUGUUUACAAACAAGGACAAAGUGAAGAAAGAGGUGAAAGCUGCACUGACAGAAAAUGCCACGCUGAGCUGCGAGGUGGCCCAGGAGAAAACAGAGGUGAAGUGGUACAAGGAUGGCAAACUCAUCACCUUCAGCAAGAAGUUCAAGGUGGAGUCUGAGGGCAAAUCGCGUCGUCUGGUGGUGGGUCAGGUGGAGAAGAAAGAUGCUGGGGAGUACACCUGUGAGGCUGCUGGCCAAAAACUCACCUUCAGGAUCGAUGUCACAGAAGCAGAGGAUGCGUUUAUCAACAAGGACAAAGUGAAGAAAGAGGUGAAAGCUGCUCUGUCAGAAAAUGCCACGCUGAGCUGCGAGGUGGCCCAGGAGAAAACAGAGGUGAAGUGGUACAAGGAUGGCAAACUCAUCACCUCCAGCAAGAAGUUCAAGGUGGAGUCUGAGGGCAAAUCUCGUUGCCUGGUGGUGGGUCAGGUGGAGAAGAAAGAUGCUGGGGAGUACACCUGUGAGGCUGCUGGCCAAAAACUCACCUUCAGGAUCGAUGUCACAGAGGCAGAAGAUGCUUUCCUCAAAAAGGAGAAGGUGCAGAAAGAGGUGAAAGCUGCUCUGUCAGAAAAUGCCACGCUGAGCUGCGAGGUGGCCCAGGAGAAAACAGAGGUGAAGUGGUACAAGGAUGGCAAACUCAUCACCUCCAGCAAGAAGUUCAAGGUGGAGUCUGAGGGCAAAUCUCGUCGCCUGGUGGUGGGUCAGGUGGAGAAGAAAGAUGCUGGGGAGUACACCUGUGAGGCUGCUGGCCAAAAACUCACCUUCAGGAUCGAUGUCACAGAGGCAGAAGAUGCUUUCCUCAAAAAGGAGAAGGUGCAGAAAGAGGUGAAAGCUGCUCUGUCAGAAAAUGCCACGCUGAGCUGCGAGGUGGCCCAGGAGAAAACUGAGGUGAAGUGGUACAAGGAUGGCAAACUCAUCACCUCCAGCAAGAAGUUCAAGGUGGAGUCUGAGGGCAAAUCUCGUCGUCUGGUGGUGGGUCAGGUGGAGAAGAAAGAUGCUGGGGAGUACACCUGUGAGGCUGCUGGCCAAAAACUCACCUUCAGGAUCGAUGUCACAGAGGCAGAAGAUGCUUUCAUCAAAAAGGACAAAGUGAAGAAAGAGGUGAAAGCUGCACUGACAGAAAAUGCCACGCUGAGCUGCGAGGUGGCCCAGGAGAAAACGGAGGUGAAGUGGUACAAGGAUGGCAAACUCAUCACCUCCAGCAAGAAGUUCAAGGUGGAGUCUGAGGGCAAAUCUCGUCGUCUGGUGGUGGGUCAGGUGGAGAAGAAAGAUGCUGGGGAGUACACCUGUGAGGCUGCUGGCCAAAAACUCACCUUCAAGAUCGAUGUCACAGAGCCAGAAGUUGUGUUUACAAACAAGGAGAAGGUGCAGAAAGAUGUGAAAGCUGCACUGUCAGAAAAUGCCAUGCUGAGCUGUGAGGUGGCCCAGGAGAAAACGGAGGUGAAGUGGUACAAGGAUGGCAAACUCAUCACCUCCAGCAAGAAGUUCAAGGUGGAGUCUGAGGGCAAAUCGCGUCGCCUGUUGGUGGGUCAGGUGGAGAAGAAAGAUGCUGGGGAGUACACCUGUGAGGCUGCUGGCCAAAAACUCACCUUCAAGAUCGAUGUCACAGAGCCAGAAGUUGUGUUUACAAACAAGGAGAAGGUGCAGAAAGAGGUGAAAGCUGCACUGUCAGAAAAUGCCAUGCUGAGCUGCGAGGUGGCCCAGGAGAAAACGGAGGUGAAGUGGUACAAGGAUGGCAAACUCAUCACCUCCAGCAAGAAGUUCAAGGUGGAGUCUGAGGGCAAAUCUCGUCGCCUGGUGGUGGGUCAGGUGGAGAAGAAAGAUGCUGGGGAGUACACCUGUGAGGCUGCUGGCCAAAAACUCACCUUCAGGAUUGAUGUCACAGAGCCCAAACCUGCAUUUAUAAACCAGGAGAAGGUCCAGAAGGAGGUGAAGGCUGUCCUGACAGAAAGUGCCACCCUCGUGUGCGAGGUAGCGCAGGAUACAACCGAAGUGAAGUGGUACAAGGAUGGAAAACUGCUCGUUUCCUCUCGGAAAUUCAAAAUAGAGACCGUGGGCAAGUCCCGGCGCCUGGUGGUAGAGCAGCUGGAGAAGAAGGAUGCUGGGGAAUACAUCUGUGAGGCUGCAGGCCAGAAGCUGACCUUCAAACUGGAACCAACUGAACCAGAGGCUAAAUUUGAAAAUAAAGUUGUCCAGAAAGAGCCUCUCGUUGUUCAAGAACACGAAAGCAUCACACUGACAACCUCAGUCACGCCAGAAACCUCUGCAGUGAGGUGGUUCAAGGAUGGCACAGAAAUCAAAGCCAGCAAGAAAUGUGUGAUCAAGAGUGAGGGGGCAUCCAGGACGCUGACGGUGAACGCGGCCGAGAGCACGGACUCUGCCCUCUACACCUGCCAGACAAAGGAUGACAAGCAGGAAUUCAGAGUCCAGGUGAAAGAAAUCCCGGUGAAGUUUGCCAAGAAGCUGGAGGCCGUGAAAGCCGAGAUUGGUGGCAGUGUGUCCCUGAGCUGUGAGCUGAGCCACGCCAAGGGGAAGGUGACGUGGAGCAGGAAUGGGGUGGAGAUCAAGCCCAGCAAGCGUUUCCAGAUCCGUGAGGAGGGAAUCAAACGAACCCUGACAAUAACAGGGAUCCGGGCUGAGGACGAGGGAGAAUAUUCCUGCGAGUCCAGGGAUGACAAGAGCAGCAUCAGCAUUGUCCCCAAACCUCCCAGAGUGGUGAAAUUUGUUACAAGUCUCAACAGCGUGGUGUCUGAGGAGGGAAAAGAGGCCGUGUUCAAGUGCACCGUCUCCCCCAGUGAUGCCGUGGUCACCUGGCUCAGGAACGGGGCCAAGAUUGAAGCAAGCAAGAAAUACGUGAUCUCUCAGAAGGACACUAACCACAGCCUCACCAUCACUGAUCUGACACUGGAAGAUGCAGCUGAAAUCACUGCCAAUGCUGAGGGCGUGGAAAGCACAGCCAACCUCAGAGUCCGAGAGGCCUCAAUCUCCUUCAAGAAGAAGCUGGAGCCCAAAACUGUUGAAGAGAGGGAGACAGUGACCUUGGAGGUAGAGCUGACCAAGCCUGCAGAGGUGAAGUGGAUGAGGAACAGCAUCGUGCUGAAGCCCAGUGACAAGAUUGAGAUCAAAGCUGAGGGAACAAAGCACACCUUGGUGGUCAAGGACAUCUCCUUCGCAGACCGGGGCUUCUACUGCUGUGAGAGCCCCGAUGACAAGACCCAAGCCAAGAUCAAUGUGGAAAUGAGGCAGAUCAAGCUGGUGAAAGGCCUUCAGCCCCAGGAGGUGGCUGAGAAAGGGACUGUCACCUUCGAGGUGGAGGUGUCACACGAGGACGUGGAGGGGACCUGGCAGAAGGAUGGAGUUCGUCUGAAGCCCGCACCCAACAUCAGCUUCGGUGUCCUGGGCAAGAAACACUCCCUGACUCUCUCCUCGGUGGCACUGGAAGAUGCAGGACUCAUCUCCUUCAGAGCAGAAGGCAUCAGCUCAUCGGGGAGGCUCACGGUGACUGAAUUACCUGUGAGGAUCAGCAAACCUCUGGCAGACGUCAAUGUAACUCAGAAACUCAAGGCCACGUUCGAGUGUGAGCUGUCCAAACCCAAUGCCUACGUGAAGUGGUUCAAGGACGGGAAGGAGAUCCAGCAAAGUAAAAACAUUGGGAUUAUCUCCCAAGGAAAUAAGAGAAGCCUCAUUAUUCACAAGUGUGAAUAUGAAGACCAGGGAACCUAUACAUGUCAAGCAGCUGAAGACAAGACAUCAGCUACUCUAAAGGUUCAUGCCCGAGAUAUCAAGAUUGUAAAACCACUGGAAGAUGUGGAAGUGAAUGAAUACGAGAGUGCAUCUUUUGUCUGUGAGAUCUCACACGACGAGGUCGAAACCCAGUGGUACAAAAAUGACAACAAGCUGAAGACUUCGGACAACAUCAAAAUGCGGCAGGAUGGAAAGAGCUAUUCCCUGACUUACAUGCGUGUCCACGUCGAGGAUGCGGCUGAGAUCAGAUUCGUGGCAGAAAAGGCAGAAUCUCGUGCUCAGCUGACUGUAAAAGAGCUGCCCGUAAAGAUCGUGAAGCCUCUGCGGGAUAAGAUCGCCCUGUGGAAGCACCGGGGCUUCCUGGAGUGCCAGGUGUCCCGAGCCAAUGCCAAGGUCCGCUGGUUCAAGAAGGACGUGGAAAUUCACCCCAGUGAGAAAUACGAAAUCGUGAGCGAGGGCGUCUAUCGGAAACUCAUCAUCAACGACGCCGACUACGGAGACGAGGACACGUACACGUGUGACGCCUUCGAUGACAAAACCACAGCUAAUUUCUUUGUUGAAGAGCAAGCCAUUAACAUUGUAAAAGAAUUGUGUGAUGAGGAUGUGACUGAGCCUGAAGAAGCCAAUUUUGAAUGUGAGACAUCCAUUCCAUCUGUGAAACCUGCCAAGUGGUUCCUGAAGGGAGCAGCCUUGCAGGCUGGCAGAAACGUCAUCAUGCAGCAGGAAGGCACCAUCCACAGGCUGACAAUAAUAAAAACAAGUGUUGAUAUGACAGGCACCAUCCAGUUCUCCAUUGGCAAAUCCAAAUCCACAGCGAACCUGCUUGUCAGAGAUUACCACAUCCAGAUCACCAGGAAGCUGGAGGACAAGACCGUCCUGGAGCGACACUCAGUCAUCCUGUCCUGUGACUUCAGGCCUUCCCCAAAGCACGUGAAGUGGUUCAAGGGCCAAGUGCUCAUUGAGCCCUCGGAGAAGUACAAAAUCAAGCGGGAUCAGUACUCGGCAGAGCUCAAGAUCAUGAAGGUAAAGCCUGAGGAUGCUGGCGUGUACAAGUGCAGGGCCGGGAUCGCUGAGACCGAAGCCACGCUGAGCGUUGAAGCCCGCAAUGUAGAGGUCCUGAAGCACCUGCAGGACGUGGAGAUCGAGGAGGACAGUUCUGCUGUGUUCUCCUGCGAGCUGUCCCAUGAUGACGAGGACGUGGAGUGGUUCCUCAAUGGCACCCUCCUCUACACCAACAACUUCAACGACAUCAAGAGCGUUGGCAAGUGCUACACACUGACCAUGAAGCAGGUGAAGCCUGAGGAUGCUGGCACGGUGACAAUGAAGUCAGACAAGGUGUCAGAGACCGUGAGGCUGAAGGUGAUAGAGAAACCUGCUGUCUUCAUGAAAUCCUUGGAUGACGUUUUCGGUGAGGAGAGAGGAGUGAUCAAACUGGAAUGUGAAGUCUCCAAAGAGAAGGUCAAACCUGUUUGGAAGAAGGAUGGUGUGAAGAUCACUUCUAGCAAGAAGUAUGAGGAGUUACAGUCUGGGAAGACCCUGUGCCUCAUUAUCCAUGACCUUGAGAAGACAGAUGCGGGGUUAUACACCUGUGACAUCGGCACUGAUGUUGCCAAAUCAAAGGUCAGCGUUCAGGAACUGAACAUUGGCAUUACCAAACGGCUCAAGAACACUGAAAUCCAGGAGGGAGAAGAUUGCACUUUUGAGUGCAUUUUGUCCCAUGAAAGCAUUGACGACUUCAACUGGACACUGAAUGGGAGGAAAGUGGAAAGUGGGGGGAGAUUUAAAGCCUCCAAUGCAGGUCGGAAAUACACACUGAGUAUCAAAAAUGUGAUCCCUGAUGACACUGGGGAAGUCAUCUUCACUGCCCGUGGUCUCACCUCCAAGGCUUCUCUGGUUGUGAAAGAAAAACCUACUGAGGUUACAAAACAGCUGGAGGAUAAAACAUCACCAGCAGGGCAGGACAUCAGCCUGAGCUGUGAAUUGUCCAAAGCUGAUGUGAACAUCAGGUGGUACAAGGAUGGCAAAGCAAUCCGGAAAAGCCAGAAAUACGAGCUGCAGCAGGAGGGAACACUGGCCACUCUCAUCAUCCGUGAAUCCACCGUCAAGGACAGCGGGGAAUACACCUGUGAGACAGAAACCUCCAAAACAACAGCCAGGAUCACAGUGCAAGAAAAGCCCAAUUAUUUUGUCAAGGAACUCUCAGACCUGAAAGUCAAUGAAAGCGGAACUGCAGUUUUUGUGUGCCAGAGUGAGAGAGCUGCAUCCUCUGUGGUCUGGAGGAAAGGCAUGGCUGAGCUCAGGGCUGGCAGGAAAUACGAGAUCACACAGAAAGGACAAGUCCUCCAGCUGACCAUAAAGAACUUGGAGAAAAGUGACAGUGACACUUACACAUGUGACAUUGGGGACUCCCAGUCCAGAGCCAAGCUAACUGUGCAAGGCCAGAAAGUGCUAAUAACAGAAGACCUGGAGGAUGUCACUGUGUUAGAAGGAGAAUCUGCCAAGUUCAAGUGCAGAAUCUCUCCCGUAGACUAUAGCAGAGUGCAGUGGUUUUUGGAUAAAACCCCACUCCAUACCAAUGAACUUAAUGAGAUCCAGUCCCAGCCUGGUGGAUAUCACCUGCUAACGCUGAAAAAGCUCUCACUGAAGGACUCGGGGGUCAUUACAUUUGAAGCUGGUGAUAAGAAAACAUCUGCCAGUUUGGUUGUUAAAGAAACACCAGUUCUUUUCAAGCAAGAGCUCCAAAAUGAAGAAGCCAAAGAAGGAAAGCAGGUCAGGCUGACCUGUGAGCUCAGCAAACCUGGUACCCCAGUGAAGUGGAUGAAGGGAGACACUGUUCUCUAUGCCAGUGAGAAGUACGAAUUUAAGCAGCAAGGGACUGUGGCAGAGCUCAUAAUUCGAGAUGUGAAAUCUGUAGAUGCUGGGGACUACACCUGCAGUGCUGGGGAACUGAAAACCACUGCUCAGGUCAAAGUGAAUGCUGUGCCUGUCCUUUUCAAACAAGCCCUGGAGAACACGGAUAUGGAAGAAGGGAAAUCCGUCUCCUUGCGCUGUGAACUCACAAAAGCCGAUGCCACCGUGGUGUGGAAGAAGGGAGAAGCCACGCUCCAGGCAAGUGCCAAAUAUGAAAUGAAGCAGAAGGGAACAGUGGCAGAGCUGGUGAUUCAUAAUGCAGAGCCAGAAGAUGCGGGAAGAUACACCUGUGACACUGGAGACCAGCAGACCACAGCCCAAGUCAAAAUCCAUGCCAUCAAACCCCAGCUGAAGCAGCAGCUGAGGAACGAGGAAGUGGAAGUGGGAGGAACAGCCAGGCUGCGCUGCGAGAUUUCCAUCAGCAAAGCAGAAGUGGAGUGGAGGAAGGAUGGAGUCCUCCUGCAUUCCAGCUCCAAGUAUGAAAUGUGGCAGGAUGGGACCCUCCGGGAGCUCCGUGUUCACCACCUGGAGCCUGGGGAUGCUGGAGAAUAUUCCUGCAAGGCUGGAGACCAGACCAGCUCUGCCAAACUCAUCGUGAAAGAGCCUGAUGUGACCAUCGUGAGUGGCCUCAGGGACACGGUGGUGUCCGAAGGGGACGAUGUCACCUUUCGGUGCCAGGUUUCCCACGAGAACGCCAGGGAUGUCGAGUGGAAGCUGCAGGAUGUGGCUCUGCAGAACAACGAGAUGAACGAGAUCUCGGUGGAAAAGGGGAAGAUCCACACCCUGACGCUGAGGAAGGUGACUGAGCAGGACAUUGGCACUGUCACCUUCCGGGUGGGACCCCACACGUCGACAGCAGAGCUCAGAGUGAAAGCUUCUCCAGUCACCUUCACACAGCCACUCCAGAACCAACAAGCUGAGGAAGGCAGCACCGUCACUUUGAGCUGCGAGGUCUCCAAAUCCAACACUACCGUGCAGUGGAAGAAGGCAGGGACAGUGCUGAGACCCAGCGACAAAUACAAGAUGCGUCAGGAGGGCUCCGUGGCUGAGCUGACAAUUCACAACCUGAGCGAAGCUGAUGCUGGGGAGUACACCUGUGACGCAGGGGAGCAGCAAACCACGGCAGCAGUGCACCUGAAAGAACCAGCAGCCACCAUCGUGGAGAGGCUGAAGGACGUCGCCACGUACGAAGGAGAAGACGCGGUGUUCGAGUGCAGGCUGUCCCGGGAAACGGCUCAGGAUGCCCAGUGGUUCCUGGGGGAUGUUCCCCUGCAAUCCAACGAAAUGAAUGAGAUCAGAGUGCAAGGCACACGCCACAGUUUGAUCCUGAGGAAGGUGACCCUAGAAGACUGUGGGUCCAUCUGUUUCAAAGUGGGGCAGCAUUCGUCAGCAGCACAGCUGAAGGUGGAAGCUGCCCCGGUCACCUUUGUGAAGGCACUGCACAACCUGGAGCUGCAGGAGGGUGGCACUGCCCACCUGUCCUGCGAGGUGUCCAGGCCUGAUGUCCCCGUGGAGUGGAAGAAGGGCACAUCUGUGAUCCACUCCAGCCACAAGUGCAGCAUCCAGCAGGAGGGGAAGGUGCACACGCUGGUCAUCUGCGACCUGAACCGCGCCGACUCCGGGGAAUACAGCUGCCACACGGCUGCUGGCAAGACCACGGCCAGACUGGAGGUCAAAGGCCUGCCUGUGCUGUUCAAGCAGUGGCUGAAGAACGAGGAGGUGGAGGAAGGGCGCACGGCCGUGCUGCGCUGCGAGCUCACGCGGCCCCACGCGCGCCUGGAGUGGAGGAAAGGGGACACGGUGCUGCAGCCCGGGGACAAGUACGAGAUCCGGCAGGAGGGGACACGAGCUGAGCUCCUCAUCUACGAGGCUGAGGCUCAGGAUGCUGGAGAAUACACCUGUGACUCGGGGGAUCAGCAAACCACGGCUUCGCUGCAGGUCAAAGUACUGCCAGUGCUGUUUAACAAAGAGCUGAAAAACGUAGAGACUGAAGAAGGGGGAACGGCAGUUUUGCACUGUGAGAUCUCCAAGCCCGACGCUCCCGUUGAGUGGAGGAAAGGAGGGGUGGUCAUUCAGCCCAGUGACAAGUACGAGGUGCAGCUGAAGGGCAGCGUAGCUGAGCUGAUCAUCCAUGGUGUAGAGCCUGAUGACUGUGGGGAUUAUACCUGCAGCACUGGAUACGAGAUCACCACAGGGUCUGUGUAUGUGCAAGCCAAGAACAGCAUUGUGCAGGGCUUGGAGAACGUGGAGGCCGUGGAAGGAGGGGAGGCCCUGUUCGAGUGUUACCUCUCCAAGCCUGAGACCUACAAUUACAACUGGCUGAUUGAUGAUGAACCUGCCAAAACCACAGAAAACACUGAGAUGGUUUACUUUGAAAAUGGGCUCAGGCACAUCCUGCUGCUGAAGAAUUUAACUCCCCAGGACAGCUGCAGGGUGACUUUCAUGUGCAGCGAUGCAGUGACCUCAGCCUUCCUCACAGUGAAAGGGUGGCGCCUGCAGUUCUUGCAGCCCCUCACGGAUGUGGAAGUGUCUCUGGGGCAAAAAGCAACAUUUAGCUGUGUCCUGAGUGAAGCUGUGCCAGUUAACGAAGUGUCCUGGUACAGUAAUGACACAGAGAUCCAGUCAGGUGAGGACUGGGAGGUACAAGCAGAUGGAAACAAAUACAAACUCAUUCUGAAAAAAGCCCAACUACAUCAUUCUGGAGAGGUGACAUUUGCUUCCAGGGAGGCCAUUUCAUCAGCCAAGCUUUCUGUGAUAGCCCUCCCCGAGCCCCCUGAAGAGCCAGAAGUUCUCAGUCAGAGCAGCCACUCUGUCACUCUGUCUUGGCACAAACCGCUGGGUGACGGCAGCCAGGACAUCCUGGGCUACAAGGUGGAGAGGAAAAUCGCGGGUGUUGGCUGGCAGUCCUGCAGCGAGGGUCUCAUCCAGAACACAGAGCUCACCGUGGAUGGCCUGGCUCCGGGGGAACCCUACAGAUUCCGAGUGUCAGCCAUAAAUAAAGCUGGGGCCAGCGAGGCGGUGCACUUCCCCCAGAUGGUGCGGUUAGAGCCUCCAGUUACAGUCACCCAACCUUUGAUGGGAGGAUCUGUCUCAGAAGGGGGAGUGGCUCGCCUGGAGUGCACAUUGUCAAGUAAAACCCAGGAGAAAGUGACUUGGUUCAAGGGAAAAGAACAAAUAAAAGCUGGAGGGAGGUACGAGAUCCUCUCUGAUGGAACGAAGCAAAUACUCAUUAUCCAUGGAUUUAAACCUGAGGAUCAGGACAGCUACACCUGCAUGGCAUCUCCAGAAGUCAAAUCUGUUGCCAGCCUGUGUCUCGAAGUUCCCACAGUGUCGAUGCUGAAGGAGAUUGCCAGGGAAGCUCCCCCUGCCAGCCGGGCUGAGGAGCUGGUGGAUGGACACAUCCAGCCCAGCCUGCCCCCUGAAGCUGCCCAGGAGGGAGAUCUUCACCUCCUGUGGGAAGCCCUGGCCAAGAAACGCCGUAUGAGCCGGGAGCCCACCUUGGAUUCCAUCAGCGAGGUGCCUGAGGAGGAUGAGAAGCUCCAGAAGCUGAGGAAGGAGGAAGCAGAGAUGUCUCACUACUACUCGGAGGAGUACUCCACAUGUGACGAGCUGGCCAGGACAGGAGAGGCAGAUUUCUCUUUCACAAGCUCUGAUGAUGAGUCUAGAGCUGGGACUCCUUCCCUAGUAAACUACCUCAAGAAAGCUGGGAAGAAGAGCAUCAGUGUUACCAGCAAGGUUCAGUCCACCUCCACAGAAAAAUUAUGGAAACAGUGGGAGACAUCCACUGUGGAGACCACUGUGGCCACCACGGCUGCUCAGCCAGCUGAACCAGAGCUUCCAGAUUUAAAUGAUCCCUCCAUGAACAAGGCGGCUGUGAAGAUCCAAGCAGCUUUCAAAGGCUACAAAGUCAGAAAAGAGAUCAAGCAGCAGGAGUGCCCAGUGUUUACUGAGACCUUCAAAGACUUCUCUGGAGAGCCUGGAAGCACCCUGCACCUGGAGUGUGUGGCCCACAGCAAAACCGACAUGAACGUCCGGUGGCUGAAAGACGGGAAGGAGCUCUCGGAUGGUCGUUACUACCACAUAGACAGCUACAGUGAUGGCACCUGCUCCUUGAUUAUCGCUGGCCUGGACAGGAAGGAUGCCGGUAAAUACACCUGCGAGGCAUCCAAUAAGUUUGGCAAGGUCUCACACAGCGCAAAGGUGGUGGUUGGCACUCAGGAACCCCAAGUUCUUCCUAAGGAGAAGAGGAGUAAGCAGAGCACUGACAGUGAGACGGAGAGCUCGUCUGGCAGCGAGCUGGACGAUGCUUUCCGAAAAGCAGGAAGGAGACUCCACAGGCUCUUCAGGGCCAAGAUCUCCACGGAGAUCUCUGAUGUGGAGGAAGAGCUCUUUGUCAGCGCAGACGAAGGGGACAUUGACGUGGUUGACCACCAGACGUACCGUGAGGAUGACCAGUACAUCUACAUCAAGUUUGAAAUCAUGUCUGAGGCCAAAUCAGCCGCCACGCGGUUCAGAGAGAUGUUUGGUGCUCUGGGAAUUCCUGUGGAGAUCAGCAUCUUAGAACAAGGCCCAAAAAAAAUUGAAUUGCGCAUUGGGAAGGCAUCACCUCCCACCUUUGGGAAGUUUGCACCUCCAGUAGCAAGACCUCCACCACCUUUGCUGACUUCUGACACAGCCCCCAUGUUCAUGACCGAGCUUCAAAACCAAGAGGUCCAGGAUGGGUACCCAGUGAGCUUUGACUGCAUCGUCAUUGGCAAACCCCUGCCCACGGUUCGCUGGUUCAAGGAUGGCAAAGCUAUUGAAGAAAACGAUCACUACAUGAUCAACGAGGACCAGGAGGGGUGUCACCAGCUGAUCAUCACCGCCGUGGUCCCCACGGACAUGGGCGUCUACCGGUGCCUCGCUGAGAACAGCAUGGGGGUGGCUUCAACCAAGGCUGAGCUCCGUGUGGACUUGACCAGCACGGACUAUGAGACAGCAGCAGAUGCAACAGAGACAUCAUCUUACUACAGUGCCAAGGAAUAUAUUUCAAGCCGGGAACAGGAGGAAUCCACCACUGAGGAGGAGCAGCUGCCCCAGAUCUUUGAUGAGCUUCAUGAUAUUCAUGUGGCACCUGGAGCAUCACUGGCUAAAUUUCACCUGAAGGUGAAAGGGUACCCUCAGCCUCGUCUCUACUGGUUCAAAAAUGGGCAGCCCCUAAAGGCCUCGGAUCGUAUUCUCAAGACUGACAGGCAGGAAUUCCAUUCCCUGGAAAUCCGCGACGUCACCAAAGCAGACGCUGGCCAGUACUUGAUAUUUGUCAUCAACUCUGCUGGCUCUGCGUAUUCCUCAGCCAGGCUGGUAGUCAAAGAUCCCUAUGAGAAAGAAGAGCCAUCAAAAACAGAUUCCCAUGAGCAGCUGAUACCACCAAGAUUCCUUGAAAGAUUUACAAAUAAGAAGGUGAAAAAGGGUGCAAGCAUCACAUUAUCUGUGAAAGUUGAAGGACAUCCACCGCCAACAAUCACUUGGAUGAAAGAAGAGUCUCGAGAAGACAUCCUGUGGAUCAAACCAGACACUCCUGGCUAUAAACUUGCCAGUUCCAACAUGCACCACAGCCUGAUCCUGUUGGAUGUCAAGAAGAAGUACAGUGGAGCUUACACGUGCAUUGCCACCAACCAGGCUGGCCAGUCCAUCUGCACCGCCAACCUGGAAGUUGCAGAUGUGAAAGAGGCUGAAGUCCUGACCCAGGAGCGUGUGAUGGUGUCAGAAGCCAUCAUGACCACACUGGGAACUAUUCAGUCUUCUGAAGGAGACUUUGAAGCUGGCAGAGAAGGUGUGCCCAAAAGCCCUAUUUCAUUAGCUGAUGUUGGCUCAGAAGAGUUCUUCCAGAAACUCACCUCACGUAUCUCAGAAAUGGUAUCUGCAAAAAUAACUCAGGCUAAACUUCGAGUACCGGGUGCUGAAAGUGAUGAUGAGUCAAGAACUCCCUCUGCAUCUCCUCGCCAUGGACGAUCCAGACCUUCAUCCAUUGCUCAGGAAUCCUCCUCUGAAUCUGAAGAUGGGGAUUCCAGAGGGGAGAUCUUUGACGUCUACAUGGUCACUGCUGACUACGUGCCCGCGGCGCCGGACAAGGAGACCAUCACCCUGAAGGAAGGACAAUAUGUGGAAGUCCUGGAUUCAGCUCAUCCCCUGAAAUGGCUGGUCAGGACUAAACCCACAAAAUCAAGUCCCUCGAGACAGGGUUGGGUGUCUCCAGCUUACCUGGACAAGAAAUUAAAGUUGUCACCGGAGUGGGGAACCAUGGAAAUUCCAGAGUUUCCUGGAGAGUUUGUUUCUGAAGAUGAAUACAAAAGGAAGCUAAGUGUUCUCAUUCAGGAGCUGCUGAUCUCAGAGGAAGAUUAUAUUCAAGACCUGCAGUUCCUGCAGACUCAUCACCUUAGGUACACUGAGACCUGUCCCAGUGUGCCAGGAGCUGUUGCCAGUCAGAAAUCCACCAUCUUCAGGAAUAUUGAUGACAUUGGUCGCUUCCAUUCCAGUGUCUUCCUCCGGAGCUUGCAGGGCUGUGACACUGAUGAUGACGUGGCCAUGUGCUUCAUCAAGCACGAGGCAGAGUUUAACAAGUACAUCCAGUACCUGGUGGGAAGGGUCCAGGCUGAGUCAAUUGUUGUCAGCAAAGCUGUCCAGGAUUUCUACAAGAGAUACACAGAUGAAUUUGUAACUAAUGAAGAUCCCUCACAGCCACUGAUCCCACCACUGCAGCACUACCUGGAAAAACCCAUAAACAGGAUUCAGCAGUACCAGACAAUAAUUAAGGAAUUAAUCCGAAACAAAGCCAGAAACAGCCAGAACUGCGCUUUGCUGGAGCAGGCCUAUGCCAUUGUGUCUGCCCUCACCCGAAGAGCAGAGAACAACCUCCAUGUCUCACUCAUUGAGAAUUAUCCCGGGACCUUGGAAAGCCUUGGGGAACCCAUCCGGCAGGGCCACUUCAUUGUGUGGGAAGGAGCUCCAGGAGCUCGAAUGGCAUGGAAAGGACACAAAAGACAUGUUUUCCUCUUCAAAAAUUAUAUUGUGAUCUGCAAACCAAAGCGAGACACAAAGACAGACACCUACAGCUACAUCUUCAAGAACAUCAUGAAGCUGAACAACAUUGAUGUGAACGACCUGGUGGAAGGGGAUGACCGGGCCUUUGAGAUCUGGCACGAACGGGAGGACUUGGUGCGCAAAUACCUCCUGCAGGCGCGGACCGUGAACAUCAAGAACUCCUGGGUGAAGGAGAUCUUGGGCAUCCAGCAGCGGAUCAGCGAGCCCAUCUGGAUCCCUCCAGACUUUGAGGAAGAACUGGCAGACUGCACAGCCGAGCUGGGAGAGACAGUCAAGCUGGCCUGCAAGGUGACAGGAGCUCCCAAGCCAUCCAUCAGCUGGUACAAAGAUGGAAAGCCAGUGGAGGUGGAUCCCCAUCACAUCAUAAUAGAAGAUCCUGAUGGUUCCUGCACACUGAUCUUGGACAACCUGACAGGGGCUGACACAGGACAGUACAUGUGCUUCGCUUCCAGUCCUGCUGGGAAUGCCAGUACCUUGGGAAAGAUCCUUGUUCAAGUGCCCCCUCGGUUUGUGAACAAGGUCAGAAAUGCUUAUCUUGUCGAGGGUGAAGAUGUCCAGUUCACCUGCACUGUGGAAGGAGCACCCAGGCCUCAGAUCAGAUGGUACAAAGAUGGGGUGCUGCUGAAGGACACCGGUAAAUACCAGACUUUCAGUGAACCACGGAGUGGCAUCGUAGUCCUGGUGGUCAAGAACCCUUCCAAUGAAGACAUGGGGCACUAUGAAUGUGAGCUGAUGAACAGAUUAGGGUCUGCCAAAAGUGGAGCAGAGCUUUACCACCACAGCGCCGCAGCCCUGACCCAGGAGAGGAGAGGAGACCAAGCCAUCACCAUUGAAGGAAUGACUUCCCCCCAGUCAGAGACGGAGACUUCUGUGCAGGCCUCGCUCCAGCGCGCUGAUAAGGAGAUCAAGACAGCCCUGAAAAAACUCAUGGACUCGGCGUCACUGCUGGUGACUCUCCCCCCGGGCAUGCGAGCAGAUGGUGGCCUUGGCCUUGGCCCUCCUGGGCCUGUUCCUUCAGAGCACUCAGGGGCAGCAGCCGGGCCCUCCGUGGUAGUUCAUGAAGCCAGCACCCAAACCCAGGCUGCUGGAGACCAUGCCAAAGCACAGAGGCAGGUUCCAGCUGAAGAACCAGGGGUGCCAAAGCCCAGCCCUGCUCCUCCCCGGGAAGAGGAGGCUGCUGGAGGUGCAAGCGCUCAGGAACGCACCGUUCCCAUCAACAGAACAUCACCAGAUGCAGGGGCAGGAGGCUGGUACAGGAGAGAAGGAGACGUGGUUGUGCACAGUGAAGUUUAUAUUGAAACCACAGAAAGAACUCGUGUGUAUAAGACUGAGGAGAAGACUCCAACAAGUCCUCCCUACAUGCAAGUGACAAUAGAGGAUGUGCAGGUGAACUCUGGGGAACGUGCCAAAUUCCAGGCAGUCAUUGAAGGAACCCCUCAGCCCACAGUUUUGUGGUUUAAGGGCACCUCACUGCUGACAGACAGCGACAGGGUCCAUCAGGGGAAGGAAGGAACAACGUAUUUCUUAGUCGUGGACAAUGCUGCCUUGGAAGACGGUGGUGUUUAUACCUGCGUUGCCAAAAAUGCAGGAGGAGAGGUUUUGUGCAAAGCAGAGCUCGUCGUACGUGAAGCUAAGAAAGACCAAGAAGGAAAGAAAGUGGCCACCAGGAGAAAGCUCCACUCCCAUUAUGAGGUUAAGCAGGAGAUUGGAAGGGGCUGCUUCAGCUUUGUGAAAAGGGUGGUGCACAAGGGGAACAGGGUGUCCUGUGCUGCCAAGUUCAUCCCUCUGCGGAGCAAAACCAAGUCUCGAGCUCAUCAAGAGAGGGAUAUUCUUACCUCUCUGUCCCACGACAGAAUUACCAGGCUCCUGGAUGAGUUUGAGACACGAAAAACACUGAUUUUGAUUCUGGAGUUAUGCUCCAAUGAAGAGCUCCUGGACCGCUUAUUCAAGAAGAAUGUGGUCACUGAAGCUGAGGUCAAAUUGUACAUCAAGCAAAUUUUGGAAGGAAUCAAAUAUCUUCAUGACAACAACAUCCUUCACUUGGACAUCAAGCCACUGAACAUCCUCAUGGUUUAUCCUGAGAGAGAAGACCUGAAGAUCUGUGACUUUGGAUUUGCCCAGAGGAUCACACCCGUGGAGCCCCAGUACAGCAAAUACGGCUCUCCGGAGUUUGUUGCCCCAGAAAUUGUUUCCCAGUCACCAGUGUCAAAAGCAACUGAUAUCUGGGCUGUUGGAGUCAUCACAUAUUUAAGCCUCACGUGCAAGUCUCCAUUUGCUGGGGAGAACGACAGGAAAACUCUCCUGAAUAUCCAGAACGGGGAAAUUUCAUGGACCAUUCCUGAUGUUGUUCACUUGAGUGAAGAUGCAAAGGACUUCAUGAAAGGGAUCCUGCAGCAGCACCCCAAAUCCAGGCCGAGUGCUUUGGACUGUCUUUCCCACAAAUGGUUCAUGCACAAUGUUCCUCUUGAAGCAGCUCAUUUCAUUAAUACCAAACAGCUCAAAUUCAUUGUGGCUCGGAGCAAGUGGCAGCGCUCGCUGAUGUGCUACAAAUCCAUCCUGGUGAUGAGGUCCAUCCCAGAAAUCCUCGAAAGGACCCAUGACAACAGCUCCCUGGCCAUCUCCCGACACCUCAUCGAGGAGAGCACUUCAUCCAGCACCAGCGGCUCCUCCUCGGACAACGAAAACUCCAAUUUCCCAAAAAAGAGGCACUUUGGCUCCACCCCUGAACUGCACCUGCCCGUAUUUGAUGUCCCAGGCCAUCCUGAGCCUCUGAAAUGUGCGAGUGAAAGGGAACUUGCCAAAAGCUCCAUCCCUCCAGUAAAACCCAUGAGGAGGAAAUAUGCUUCGCUGAAAGCGGAGGUGGGGGACAAAUCACCCACAGAGAGCAAGGAGCUCAUGGCGAGUGUCUUACAGGAGAAAGAGGAGAGGCUCCUUCCCAGCCUUCGGGGAGAGCCAUCCCAAAAAGGUGGCACUGAUGAGCCUUCAUCCCUGAGGGCUUCCACAGAAAGCACAUUGCUUCUGCACCAGAAAGAAAAACCAGAUACAUCUUUAUCUGAAAAGGACAGAACGGAGGAGGCAGGGGAUGGGACAGAAAAGCCAUCUGCCUGUGUUCCCAGGCAGAGUGUCAUCAAAAGCACCUUCUACAGCCAAGCAACUGAGCUGCCUGCAAGGCCACCUUCCUCACCAGGCAGGGAGUUCAGAAGGCACCUGGACAGAGCCAGAAGGACUUUCAGGAAGGGUGGGUAUUCAAAAGUGCCCCUCAGUGGCCUCCGUGAACCCCUCCUUGAGCAGUUUGAACUGGAAGAAGAAGAAGAAGGAGGAGGAGAUGAUCACAAGGAAAGUCUGCUGGGAUCCUUGACCAAAUCUGCGUCGUUUGACACUGCCAGGAAGCCACCACACCCUGCCAUUGCUGGGGCCAGCCGCAGCCGUUCCCUGGAUGACUACAGGCUGAGAGCCUCCAGAUCCCUGAGGGAACAAGAUAUUUUGGAGGAGGACUGUGAUGUAUUGUCCCAGGAAAGCUGCCCUGAAGGCAGUGAUCACUGUGACAUUUCCGCAGGGCCCGGCAAGGGAUGCUCAGCAGACACAGCAGAGCCAGGGGAUGUCAGGAGAGCCAGCAAGGAUUGCUCAGGAGAGAAGCCCUCUCCCUCCACACACUGUGAGGGGAACGGGUGCCCACCUGCUCUUAUACAACAGCCAGAGGGAUUUCCAGUGUCACCUCUGAGGAGUGAGAACAGGAAGCGUUUACUGAAGAAGUCAAAAGCCACUGAGAUUGAGGAGGAUGCUGAGUGUUUGGAAGGCAAAAGCCCCAUUCCAACUGCCCAGUGCUCAGAUGUAACAGCACCAUCAGCUCCAAAACAUGAGAGCACAGAGGGUAAAUCUGCCUCUGGCCGUGCCUCUGACUCUGCUUUUCAGGAGGGCAAAGAGUCCAUUUCAACCCUCACACAGUCAGAGACCACCCUGAGGUCAUCUCCUCCGAGUAAGGGAGGCGUGUGUCUGCCCCAGGAGCCUGCUCCCACCUACAGCCACCCGGAUCUAACAGGUGGAAGCUUGCUUAUCAAAAGGACAGCCCCAGCCCCACCUUGGAAAGACAAAAGGCAGAAACAUUCAGAUGAAAAGACUUCUGCUCAUGGCACUGCUGGAUCUGAACUCAUGGAGCAUGAAAGCUCUGCUGUUCCAACAGAACAAACAGAGACUGAUUUGCUUCCAGUAUGUAAAGACAAAAGUGAGGAAAUUCCUGGGAAAAGUGUUCCAGCAGCUACUGUCAUGCUGGGCAAACAGCCAGGUACCCUCACCACUGGUGAAGGUGCUCCUCAGAAACUGAAGAUCCUUAAAGAGGUGAGAUCUGCUGUCCUGGAAGAUGCAGAAGCAGCUGUUCCAGGAAUCACUGCACCAUCAGCCCAUGGUGAUGAAAGCCAAACACACAAGAAGGCUCCUGUUCACUCAGACACAGCAUCAGCUGUCCUGAAGGGAGAGCAACUCGCUAUUCCCCACAUCCCACCACCAGGAUCAGUGCCACCACUGGUCUCUGGUGGAGCACAGCAGGCUCUCAGCAAGGAGAAACUUGCUGCUCUGAGGAAUAAAAGCUCAGCUUUUGCCACAGAGGUUGUUUCCAGUUUGGCCCAUGAAGGAGCUGAACCCCAGGAGGUUCCUGAAGGCCAUGGCUCAGAUCCUGCAGCUCUGGAGAGCAGACACCCAGCCAGAGCUGCAUCCUCCCAAAGCAGCGUCCUCCCUCAGGUCUGGGAGAGGGAAAAUCAAGAGCAUCCAGAGGUGCCAGUUCACAGUGAGAUGAGAUCUGUUGUGACAGGAAGCCGAGGAGCUGGACAAACUGUGGCUGCUCCUUUCCCCAAGGCUGGACACAGGGUGUUUGAGCAGCACAGGGCUGGGAUUUCAGAUGGUCUGGAGAGUGGCAGUUCGGGUGCAUUAACUCCUUCACAACCAGAAGUUGCUUCAGCUUCCGCCUAUGACCUGGAAUAUGAGGAAUAUCCAGAGGUUUAUGGUGAGGGUGGAGGCAUUGCCUUAGAAAGUGGAAGAGGUGAUGCUGGAAAAGCUGCCACACCACUGCUCCGCAGGGAGCACAGUCAGGAGCUGUCACACCACAGAUCCUCUUUCUACAGUGAUGAGGAGUCUGCUGUGCUGGAGGGCUUAGUGGAUGAGAUGGUUUCCCUCUCCGAAGAGAUGAAUGUUUGGGCAGAGUCAGUUUCUGGAGAGAAGGGAAGCAGGAAACACGUUUCUCCUCACAGAGAGAUGUUCUACAAAGGCAGCCAAGCACGUGUGGACACCUCCUUCCCUUCUGUCCAACAGGGAGGAAGAGGAGAAGUCACUGAGAAGGAUGGCCUUGCAGAACCUUACCUUGCUGUGAGUGAGGAGCCAGGAGUCCUGGAGGAGCAGGUAGCACAGACAGUUCCUCAGGAAUGUGAGCAGCUGGAGGACUUGGCAUUUGAGACCUCCCCUUCCAGCCCAGAGAGCGUUUCCUCCACAGAGAGCUUGGACACUACAAAAAGACCCAUCCACGUGCCCGUGAUCAAGGACACUGGGAAACACCCAGAAGUUUCUUUGGUGAAAAUCAAAGACCUGUCAGAUGAAACACCCAGUCUUGGCAGUGGCCCCCACAAAUUUGACAUCUCAGAAGUGGAGCCUGCCUAUUUGAAUUUCUCAGAUUUGUAUGACAUUGUCUACUUUCCAUUUGAGUUUCUGAGCUAUAAGAAGCCUUCGCCCAAACCAGUUCCUAGACGGUUUAUGCUUCUUGGUCAAAGGGCAAGGUCCCCUCCUGCAGGACAUCUCCAUAAGGACAAAAAACUGUGCAUCAGGGAACAGGAAGACAAGAACAGGAAGAACCAAUUGGAAAUAUCCGAGGAUUCAAAGGCAGCUAACUUAUUAGCCGUGGGGAAAGGGGCAGAGAGCCAUAAAGAAAUGUAUAGCUCCCAAAAGGACUGCAGUGGGAAGCAGAAAAGCUCCCUCCACACCAAGCCUGGACUCUUUAAGCCUUAUGCAAGGUCUCAUUCAGUGGAGCAGUCAGUGGAGCAGAGUCUGAAGAAGAAAGUAAAAGCUUCUGUUGCCCAUAUUUCAAGAAUCCUAAAAGGAAAGACAUCUCCUGAGCCAGAGGAAGGUAAUUAUCUCACAUUGUUCCUUCAUAGAUUUGCUGCUAAAACUGGGCUCUGUUAAAGCUGCCUUUUUCUCUUUCCAAGCAUAUUUGAAGCUGUGGUUAGAAUGGAAUUGAAAAUCUGGCUGUGGUAGGUUCUGAAAUCAGUAGUUUCCACCAUCAGAUCUCUGUUACUGGCUGGCUUCAGUGCAGAGCCAGCUGGGUUAAUGCACCAAUGGAUGGGGCUCAGAUUCCCUGCUUGAGGCUGCACAGAAGCAGAUCAGGGCUGGGUGAUGCUUUCCUUGCUGCAGUUGUCAUCUGACUGUGGCAAAUCUGUCACGUUAAAGUGACUGGGAGAAGCUGAAGUCACCCUGGUUACUGGACAUGGGGAUCUGUCCUUUCUUCUCUGCCAUCCCUGGAUAUUCCCUGUUCUUCCAGGACACUGUUCUGUUUGCAGCAGCUGUCACAGGCUUCCCUGUUAAUCAAACACUGGUUAAUA
This is a messenger RNA of Cyanistes caeruleus (blue tit), 23635 nucleotides long. The record is from RefSeq and is a predicted model, not a curated record. Lineage: Eukaryota; Metazoa; Chordata; Aves; Passeriformes; Paridae.